AUGUCCGCCUCGAUGACAUUUUGCACAAACGACUUCCAGAGCCCGAAGAGAAGUGCCGUGCCCGCGAGUUCGGCGGUGGAUCGCAAGGAUGUGAUGCAGGCGAUGAUUGACUACUUCUCGAAAAGUCGGCCAGACAACAUGAAGGUCUCUGCCAAAUCGAUGAAGAGCUGCUCCAGCGAAGCUGAUUGCUCUGGCAACACUUGCAUGGGACCGAGCGACUGCAAGGAAAGCGCAGCAUCGCCUUGCCCCGUCGGCUUCGGAUGUGCCUGCGACACAUCGAAAAAUCAGGCUCUCUUCGCAGCGUCCUUGGGAGCCAGCCUGCUGUGUGAGGUGGUUCAGAACUCGAUCAUCCUCGGUCCUGGCUGGAUCGCCGGCUGCACAGCGCUCGCUGUUGGCUCUUUGGGAGGUUUGGCUCCAUUGUGCCCGGUGCUGAUGCCCAUGUUCUUUGCGGCGCUGGCACCCUUUGGAUCUGACGUGAUCCUGGCCUUCGUCUUCGCCUCCGUCGUAGGCGGCCUCAACACUUGCGGAUGUGUGCCUUUAAAGUGCGAGGCGAGCUCGCACUUCAGCAACAGUGUCUGCGCAUUGAAGCAUCCGCAAGCUGAAGACGACGAGGAGAUGCUGAAUCCGUACCACUUCGUGCCCCCGCCCAAGCAGAAGUGCGCUCCCAGCUUCAUUGGCUGCUCCAUGGACAGCUGCAACGCAUCCGACUUGUUUGAGAGCAAGGUGGGCUGGCAUGUGGAGACCCGGAAGCGGUACUUUCAUGACGUCGGCAUUUACAACUGCAAGGCUGGCAAGUUCAACGCCUCCGACACGGAGUUGGUAAAGUCCUUCGACUACCAGCAGUUCGCAGACGAGCAUCAGGUUCAAAAGUUCUGA
Symbiodinium sp. CCMP2456 is the source of this 876-nucleotide messenger RNA. NCBI's taxonomy places the organism in Eukaryota, Dinophyceae, Suessiales, Symbiodiniaceae. The record is from the annotation of a GenBank genome assembly.